AUGAAGUCGGCUCAAGGUUGCAAGCCGCUUCGGAUAACACUCUUCGAAGAGGUAUCACGAUUAAACGCAUCUAUUGCGGGAAUUGAGAUAGUUGCUAGUGACGUCUUUGACUCAGUAUCCACUUUGGCAGACUUUAUACAGGACGAGGCUGGGCCUAUAGUUGUACAGGGCCUGGAAACUUACAUUGAUAGCAUACUUUUACUGGCAGAUCAGUUCAUCGAUGAAGUCUUGAGAAGGAUUCAAGAUGAUAUGGGACGAUGUGGUAUUGUUCGUAACAUCUAUGAUGCUGUCGUCGGGUCGCUAUGUCUAUUUUUCUUGCCGGGUUUGAACGUCUUCUGGUUCGCCUUGUCGGCAGUCUCAUUCGCCCUUAUUCCCAGCAUCGUAUUCAAAGUCCGACUCGCUAAGUAUCUCCGACGUCCUACUCAUUAUGCUUCUCAAGGAGAACCUAUCUUCAACGGCGUCGCCGUCUAUCCUCCAACACCAAGUGGCACUCCCCAAAGCUCCACCCCGGGAACACCGUUGAGCAUGAGACGUGGCCUCAGUGAAAGUCUCGUCAACAUUAGAAUACCCCGUUCCUUGGCAUCCAAAAUCACUGGUUCAGGAAACCCAGAAAGUCACAAUUGAUAACGUCAUAAUCAUUACGAUCUUGCAACACCUAGUACGACGUAUAGAUACUGUGUAUAUUAUGUUUAGUCUAUACAGUAAGUUGAACUAGCAUAAAUUGAAAAAUAAAAUUGAAGAAUACAUUUUUAUUGAUGAAAUAAAAAGAUAAAACGAUAGAAAUAGAUAAGAAUAAUAAACGGCUGAAUUGAACAUAAAAUUAUAUCGAAUUGAAACAAAAUGAAAGCUAGGUGUCAUUUAAAUGCUUUAUUUAUUGGGGGAGCAAAUCAUUAAAGGUAAUCAUAUUUCACUGAUAAUGCAGUCGACCCCACCUUUUAAUACUAUUUUUAAUUAUAAUGGUAUUUCAAUUAAGUUUUGAUAAAUUGAUUUUCCUCACUAAAAUGUUAAUCUAUUGUAUAUUUGUAUAUAAUGUUGGCACUUUUUUUUUUACUUUGAUUAAAUUUCAAAUGAAACGAUA
Molecule: messenger RNA, 1078 nt
Organism: Lytechinus pictus (painted urchin)
Lineage: Eukaryota; Metazoa; Echinodermata; Echinoidea; Temnopleuroida; Toxopneustidae
Product: prominin-1-A-like
Exons: 7
Coding region: 1-624 (207 amino acids)
Cellular component (GO): cell surface; plasma membrane; apical plasma membrane
Molecular function (GO): cholesterol binding
Source: RefSeq, a predicted model, not a curated record